GAAAAAGAAACUUAGCUCAACUCUACUCUCUACUCCAAGUUUCUCUACUAUUGUCCUCCCUUCAACUCCACCCUUUCCCCUUAAGAGGAGGCUUUAAAAUACCCACAAAACCCACCAUUACACACCACCCACGCCCCCGGAGCCCGAGGUCAGUCCCGUCAUUUCACUCAAAACUCCGGCGCAUUAUUGGUGGUGGUGAAGACCUUUCUGACCCGGCCCUAAAAUGAGCACUCCGGUGAGGAAGCCCCACACAUCCACCUCGGAUCUGCUCACCUGGUCCGAAACUCCGAUUGCCGACUCUCCGGCGCUCUCCUCCUCCGCUUCUCGGCCUCACCAGCCGUCGGAUGGGAUCAAAAAAGUGGUGUUUGGAGGUCAGGUGACGGAUGAGGAGGUCGAGAGCUUAAACAAACGAAAACCUUGUUCGGGGUACAAGAUGAAGGAGAUGACUGGGAGUGGCAUUUUUACUGGGGGAGCGGAUGAUGAAGCAUCAGAACCUCGUAGUGCUAAUCCUACCCCAAAUAGCAAAAGCGGAAUCCGACUGUACCAGCAAGCGGUUGUUGGAAUCAGUCAUAUCUCAUUUGGUGAGGAAGAGGGUGUUGCUCCCAAAAAGCCUACUACAAUUGCUGAAGUUGCAAAGCUGCGCGAGCUGAGUGGAACCUUGGAAACUGAGGCAGAGGCAGAGGCAAGGCUGAAGAAGCAGCUUUCAGACUCUAAAUUUAAGGAGCUCAGUGGGCAUGACAUAUUUGCACCCCCUCCUGAAAUUUUACCUAGGGAAACUACUGCUCCACGAGCGCUGGCUUUGAAAGGAAGCAUUCAAAUAGGGGAACCUACUUCACCAGUACAUGAACCUGUUAAGGUGUCUAAGGCUGCUGGAGGUCAGAACAAUGUUAUACCAGGUGAGGACCCUAUGUCCAAGACGGCGAAGAAGAUUUAUGACAAGAAAUUUUCCGAGCUGUCAGGAAAUGACAUAUUCAAGGGCGAUGUUCCUCCGUCCUCUGCUGAGAAACCACUGAGUGUGGCAAAAUUGCGGGAGAUGAGUGGUAGCAACAUCUUUGCCGACGGGAAGGCAGAGGCUCGAGAAUAUUUGGGUGGCGUACGCAAACCCCCUGGCGGCGAGAGCAGCAUUGCUUUGGUAUAACUUGCUAGGCGGUCUAACUUGGUUAUUUUUAUCACAUGGUGUCUGGUUUUGUUCUUCUUCUCUUCUAGUGGUGGAGGAUUGUUAUUAUAUAAUUUGACCUUUUUAUUGCGGGUUUUUCUUGGAGUCAUGUUUUAGGGUAUAAUGGGGUCUGCUCAUAGCUAUGGACUAUCUCUGCUAAUUGGGUUGUGUAUGUCCAUAUUUAUGUGUUCUGUCAGUGCUUGUCUUGAUGAAGUGCUUGGGCUGUUUCCCUGGGUUUAAUUUAAACUAUCAUUUGUUCA
This is a messenger RNA of Rosa rugosa (rugosa rose), 1416 nucleotides long. RefSeq lists its product as uncharacterized. The record is from RefSeq and is a predicted model, not a curated record. The transcript has 5 exons. Bases 224 to 1138 code for a protein of 304 amino acids. Lineage: Eukaryota; Viridiplantae; Streptophyta; Magnoliopsida; Rosales; Rosaceae.